CGUAGUAGAGCUGUCAAACUGGACUGGUUCAGCGCUGUUACUAGGCGAAGAAAAACCCAUGGCGUCCCUAGCGGUAUAAAAGUGUGGUUCUGGAUGAAAAGUGACCACAGCACAAAUGAUUUCCAGCAGGUGACAUACGCUUUCCCGAGCUCUCAGCUCUUGGCUUUAGCCACCUUUAAACAAGGACAGACUACAUCAUUCCCUUGCCAGCUCCAAGCUUCUUCUCCAACACCAAAGCUAGUUGAGUUUCUUGUCGGUCUCCCAGCAGACGAUAUAUACAACAAAGGAUUCAUUUUCUCAUCAAGAUCUAGUAGGAAGAAAGAACUACAUCAUCAUCAUGACGUUUCUCAAGAACAAGAUGGAAGGCGCUAAACUGACUCUGCGAAAGCAAUGGGGAUGGGUGGUGACCUGUUCAUCCUUCAUCGUCUUCUUCGCUCUCUUUGGGUUCCUCUACUCAUAUGGCAUCAUCUUCGUGGCCCUCAAGGAUGACUUAGGCAGCAACGCAUCACCUACCAUUUCGGCAGCCAUAUAUAUUAUGUCUGUCCCCUCCAUAGAUAAUUUGAACGAUAAAGCCCACCGCCAUGACCACCGCUACUACCAGCGACCACGCCCACGAGCAACAACCCUCUCUACCAGUGCCAGAAACACGCCCCUGAUGCUCGAACCAUGCAAAACAUAUGUGUAUUCCCUUUUCUCUCAAUCUCAGGCUGGGUGGGUUCGAUCGCCAUUGGUUUCCACACCCUGGGCAGCUUGGUUUCCAACCCCCUCGUCGCUCGCUUCGGUGCUCGACCUAUCGCCGCCAUCGGCCUCCUGAUGUGCUUCUCCUCGCUCGUCAUUACGUCGUUCAUGCCGUCGAUCAUGCCGAUGUUCUUCACCUUCAGUGUCCUCUACGGCUUCGGUAUCAACAUGGUCCUCAUCUCUUCCAUCAGCCUCAUCCUCAAGUACUUCCCACACAAGAACUGCUCUAGGGCGACCAGCUUGGCCCUCAUUGGGACCACCGCAGGAAUGUUAGUGAUGAACCUGUUCAUCUAUUACCUGGUGUCCCAGUUCGGUUGGCGAAACAUGUUCCGUAUCAUGGCCGGUAUCAUCCUCGCCCUCGGCGUUCCAUCCGUCUCCACAUUCUGUCAGCCUCCCAAACCACCCACCCAUGUCGACGACGACGAUGAGAAGAAGAAGCCCGUGGACGCCAUCGAGGUCAAACUCAGCCCGGCCGCCAUCGCCAAGGCAGCCGAAGCCGAGGGACUUUUGCCACCCACCGAAUCGGACCUGAAGAAAUCGUGUACGGAGGUGAGGUUGGACGUCGACCAGGAUGUCAAAGUUCAGAUCCCAGGCAAACCCGUAUCCAGGUCAAAGGCGAUCACACAGAGGUUGAAGGUCCUGACCUUCCCGGAAGUCUGGUUCCUCGCCCUUGGCCUGAUGGGAUGCGCAAUGACCAUGAGUUUCUACUACGUCAGCAUGGUAAACUUCAUGACGACCGCCGGCAUCGUCGAAUCCAAGUGCGCCCUGAUCAUGGCCGUGGUCGCCAUCGCCGAGGUGUGCGGCAAGGCCUGUCUCGGUAUCUUCGGUGAUCACCUACCAUUCCCUAAGGUUUAUCUCUUCGUUCUCUCCAGCGUUGUCGGCAGUGGAAUCAUGUACGGCCUCACCGUCGCUAAGACCGUGCCCUCGAUGAUGUGCGUCGCAGUCGUUACUGGUUUCCUUAUCAUGACGGUGUUUGAUGCUCUCCCGUAUUCCAUCUGCAAUCAAGUGUUUGGGGCUGCUAGGAGCGUCGAGGCAUGCACUGUCAUCCUGGUCGCCAACGGUCUCGGACUCAUCCUCGGAUCCCUGUUCGGCGAGAGUGUCGACAAGACCGGUUCAUACGAUGAUGCAAUCUAUGCUAGCAUUGGUAUCUACGUCGCCGCAACAGCCCUGUUCUUAUUGGUCCCAUUCUACCAAAGAUGCUUCGCUCCUGAUCGAUACAUCAUGGCCAGGACCAAGCCCAAGUCCGUCAACGAGAUCGAAGCCAUGGGCCCGUUCGAGACCUGGAUCUUCCUGCCCCCAGCCAUCGAGAGCACGGUCCAUCUCGACUUCGAAUCCUCGGUGUGAACACAACCCACGCCGAUCGACUCGCUGACCUCAUGAUGCACGACUAGCCUUGAAGCCUGUUAGGACGAGUUCACAAUUCAACUUAAUCUCCAACGCUACCAUAGAUUUAUACGGACUUCAAUACCUUAGUAUGAACUGAGCUCUAUGGUGUGUGCGAUUGGGACUUCGACUUCCGGGUGGAUGGCGAUUGUUAACUCAGAUUACGGACACGCGACGAUGAUGAUUACGAUGAUGAUGACGACUUCGGUCGCCGGUGAUAUUUAAUUGCCGCCACAUCAGCCGCGUCAAAACCAAAACUUAACGCGAAAGACAUGCUGAUGACACAGCAGCUAAACUGAUUGUGAUGUCAUGUGACGUCAUGUGACGUCGCUGCUUUAAAAUGACAGUUGCUGCUGGAAGAAACAGACUAAGAACUAACGCAUCAAAACUUAAAUUAAGUUUUUUCUGCAUGUAAUUCUUCCAGGUUGAAGUGACUGCAUUUUCCUCUUUACCAGACCAUCUGGUUCUUCACAGAAAAGGGGAAUUCUGCCAAUAUUCUAGUGGUAUUUUCAUGAGACUCUUAUACCUAAAAAAAAAAAGCGUAUGUACCUACCAAGGAAAAAGCAUUUUAUUACAACUUCUUAUCAAGUUAUUUUAAGUUCCAAUAUAUCUAUACAAAAAAAUACGGUUUAUGGAUGUUUAUUACACAAAAUGAUGUGUGUUUCGGCGCAUGUCUAAAGCAAGUCACUGUUCAGUGACUUUCGGCACUUAUUAGAAACAUUUUCUUCUAUUUUUGUUUCAAUUAUACAAGACACUCUCUGUCAACAAUGCAAUUUUACUUCACAAAUGAUUCGAUAUCUCUAUCGAUAUAUCGAUGAAUAUUUCCAGCGUCGUUGAGACGCAAAUUUGAAACGCCGCACAAUUAUAUGUACUAUAACUCGGCAGAGAUUUAAAGAAUGCCUGGAUAUCAGGUAUCGGAGAUACUAUACUAGUGUGUGAUAUUUAUACCAGGGAGGUCCCUGACUUGAAUUCCCCUAUGUGUGAUGGGAAAACAAAUCUUCUUUUUCGUUCUUUCAUGUUAUUAUUCGUGAGGGAACUUACUUUAAAAUAGUAGCAUUAAUUUAUUGGAAUAUUAGGAUAUUUAAAUGAAAUUCCAACGAAAAGCAAUGCAAAUAUUUCUUCAUGUAAUUCCAUAAAUUACGCAAGAAAUUAGCAGCACUGCGCAGGCGCAGUUUUAAGAUUAUGACGAUGGAUAUUUCAGUUGUGUUGAAAUUCCCCUUUUUUUAGAGAGAGACAAACAUAUAUAUAAAUUUAUAUAUAUAUAUAUAUAUUAUACUGUUGACAAAUUUAAGCGCGGGCGCUGAAAGUAUUGUGAUUAUGACCGUCACUGACUAGAUAAAUCAAAUAGUUCAACGAUUUCAGGUGAAAAAAGUAAAUAUUAAUUUUGUACAGAGAGAAUAAUAUAUGAAGCUUACUUGAUGCACCUAACAUGAAUAUUAUAUAGCUAUAAAAAGAAAGCUAGCUUAUUUCUCCUUUUCUCGUGGACUAUUUGAUUUAUCAGGGUGACGAGAUGCUGCAUGAUGUUUAUAAAUUAUGACAUGAUAUGUUAAAGAUUAUCGAGGGAGAAAAUCCAUUCCUUUUUUUUUCUGUGAGUCAUUAGGUUUAUUCUGAUUUAUUCGUAUAAAUGUUACACACUUGUUACAAUUGUAUUGUAAGAAAUAAAGUUUAAUUUGUCGUAUAGAGCCAGAGCUCACAUUCGUCGAAACGUUUCAAUAGGUUGGUAUGAUGUUCUUAGAUGUUAUUGAGUCGAAGUUAUGUUUCAUAUAUUCGUUUUAAAGUGCUGAAAAAACAUAUGUUCUUGUAUAUUACAAUAACAUGUAUUUUUAAAACACAUAGGCCUAUGUGUAACUCAUUUUAGUUCAUAUUUUAUCGUCUUAUUUUGUUUUGUUUUGCGGGUGCAAUGUUGACCAACACGGCACCCUUCCGUAUUAACACCAUUAUUUCGUAAAGAUUGUUACCUAUUAGUAUUAUUUUGAUCAUCUCUUUUAUUUUUGUUUUAAGGGAGUCUAGAUAAACUACUGCUAUUCUUGUCAUGUUCAUAAACUGUGUUAUAACUGAUUCAAUUUUUGGAAUCGCAAUAUAUUUUACGGUGUGUAUGUUUUUGUAUGUAUAUGUAUAUUGAUGGAAUAAAAUUCAUAUGUCUUGUGAUAAUUUAUACAAAACAAA
Messenger RNA from Strongylocentrotus purpuratus (purple sea urchin), 4287 nucleotides. RefSeq names its product monocarboxylate transporter 2. Gene Ontology annotation, molecular function: transmembrane transporter activity. The coding region runs from base 667 to 2082 and encodes 471 amino acids. Gene Ontology annotation, biological process: transmembrane transport. The transcript has 6 exons. The record is from RefSeq and is a predicted model, not a curated record. NCBI's taxonomy places the organism in Eukaryota, Metazoa, Echinodermata, Echinoidea, Camarodonta, Strongylocentrotidae.